Messenger RNA from Panicum hallii, 1563 nucleotides. RefSeq names its product transcription factor bHLH82-like. The transcript is spliced from 7 exons. Gene Ontology annotation, biological process: regulation of transcription by RNA polymerase II. Lineage: Eukaryota; Viridiplantae; Streptophyta; Magnoliopsida; Poales; Poaceae. The record is from RefSeq and is a predicted model, not a curated record. Gene Ontology annotation, cellular component: nucleus. Bases 144 to 1346 code for a protein of 400 amino acids. Gene Ontology annotation, molecular function: RNA polymerase II cis-regulatory region sequence-specific DNA binding; protein dimerization activity; DNA-binding transcription factor activity, RNA polymerase II-specific.
UUCCGAGCCCAACGAACCCCUUUCCUCUCGGUUCGCGCUCGCCUUCCCCACCGCCAUUACCAUCCUCUCCCUGCAACAAGCUCUUGCCAACAAGGAGCCGCGCGCCUCGCCAGUCACCAGACGCCGGUUCGCCACCCCGAUCCAUGCAGCCGAGCGGCCGCGAAAUGCAGGGCGGAGGCGGCGGCGGGCAGGACGACUUCUUCGACCAGAUGCUGUCCACGCUGCCGGCCGCGUGGUCCGAGCUCGGCUCCGGCAAGUCCCCCUGGGAGCUCCCCGCGGGGGCCUCCGAGGACGCCGCGUUCGACGAGUCCGCGCUCCUCGCCUCGCGGCUCCGCCACCACCAGAUCGGCGGCGGCGGGGACAAGCCCGUCAUGCUCCACCUCAGCGACCUGCACGGCCUCGCCGCCGGCGUGGAGGACGGCGGCGCCGCAGGGUUCCUGCCGCUGCCUCUGUUCACCGACCGGGCGAGGGAGGACAUGGAUGCCACCUUCAAGUCACCCAAUGCCGUUGGAGGCGACCAGACACUGUACAACGGAUUCGGAGCCGCCGGGAUGCAUGGUGCCGCCGCUGUGCAGCCGCAGUUCGGGCAGGGCGGGUCAAUGCCGGCGCAGAGCUUCGGAGGAGGCGCAGCCGCGCGUGGCGGCGGGUCGGCACCGGCAGGUGCUCCGGCCGCCGGAGCGUCGUCGGGGGGAGGGGCCGCGCCGCCGCGACAGCAGCGUGUGCGGGCGAGGAGGGGACAAGCGACUGACCCUCACAGCAUCGCCGAACGUCUCCGGAGGGAGAGGAUAGCUGAGAGGAUGAAGGCGUUGCAGGAGCUGGUCCCUAAUGCCAACAAGACCGACAAGGCAUCGAUGCUCGAUGAGAUCAUUGAUUAUGUGAAGUUCCUCCAGCUCCAAGUCAAGGUUCUUAGCAUGAGCCGAUUAGGUGGAGCUGCAGGGGUCGGCCCUCUAGUUGCUAACAUGUCAGCAGAGGGUAAUGGGAAUGGGAAUGCUACAAGCGACAGCGGAGAUGGCAAUGCUGCCAACGGCGGCGGCAAUGGUGAAAACGGUGGCGGCAGCCUGAAGGUGACGGAGCAACAAGUGGCGAGGUUGAUGGAGGAGGACAUGGGCACCGCCAUGCAGUACCUGCAGGGCAAGGGGCUCUGCCUGAUGCCCAUCUCUCUAGCCUCGGCCAUCUCCUCUGCCACAUCGUCGUCCCUCCUAUCCCGCCCCUCCAUUGGCUCAAUGGGCAGUGCUAGAGGCCCUGCGCAUGAAGGCGGCAACCCGGCGUCGCCUCCAUUGAUGAACGGCGCCGGCGGCGACGACUCCCGGACCGUCAAGGAUGCUGGUGCCGGCAGUAAACAGUGAAGGCAGAGGCAGCGUUCUUGACUUCUCGGGAGGUUGUGUGCUCAAAAGGGUGGUCUUGUAGGGGUGGAAUUGUGAAGUGGCGCCGCAGGCCUUUCCCCUCCCUCCACCUUUCCUGCCCUCCUUUUGUUUGUUUAUAAGAAAUGAUGUUGAAUCAUGCAACCUUUAGCUCCGUCUUUUCAUGUUCUUGCGAAAUAGCUUUUCUGGUCUCUUUACCUCU